AUGCCUCGAGCAAAAUCUGAGCGGUCAGCAUCUAUAGCAGUACCGUUCCCAGCGACGGCUGUCUCAGGGCCAUCCUCUCCACGAAAGCGUUCUUCGAAGGCAACGACCACCGCGGCUGACACUCCUCUCGUUGGUCUUGAAAUUCUUCGUGCUACAAAGGAAGCAGGGAAGUCACAUAAGCACACGAAGAGCACUCGCGACGGCUAUGCAGGUUACCUCGUCCGGAUGCAGAAUUGGGCGGCCAACGCUGCGAUGGGUGCCGAUCCGGAGUUCCCUGAAGCGUUUUCAGGGCCUCCGAAGCGGUGCUCAGGAGAAGCACUUGCGCUGUAUAUCACAUUCAAGUGCCUACACGAGAAGCGCGGCGUCUCGACAGCAGAGGGCGCACAUGCUGCUGCCAAGAAGUACUGGGAAGAAUAUGAAGGCGAUCUAUACCGUGGGGAAUGGCGGUUCGAUGAGCAUCGUAGCCGCUGGGUUGGAAACCCUGCAACAUGUGCAGAAGUUCGCGACAUCCUGAAGGCAAUCAAGAACAAAGCAAACGCGGACGGCGGAGAGCGGACUCACUCGGUCGCAAUGCGAUAUGACUAUUUGAAGGCGAUCAUCGAGUGGUCAGAGACCGAAUGUCCUCCUGCAGAAGCCAUGGUUACUCCAAGAGACGUAGCACACCGAACAAAGGUCACAACACACCUGUUCUUCCGUGCUUUUGCUUCAACGGGGUGGACCAUCUGGACACGCAACUUUGAGACCGCUGGAUUGAAGCGCAAACAUUACCGACUGGGGCAUAUAAGCCCAGCACCGCUCUCUCAGCCGUUCUUCAAGAUUGAAGUGACUGACCGGAAAGGUUGGCAGCGCAAGCUGGACAAGAAUGGCGAGCUUGAAACUGAGUUAGAAGGCAAUACCUUUCAUAUCUACAAUCAGCCUCACCUCUCAGCGGCAAAUAUGUUUCAUCACCUACCUGUGUGGCUCAAUUAUCUCGAGCGCUUUCACUAUCUCCGCCCGCUGUGCGAUGAAGAGUAUCUGUUCCCUGUCAUCGGUCCCAACGGGAUCAUUCAGCCGCACCUCCCGGUCUCUCACGACACAGUACAGAAGCUUUUGGACCAUUUUACGUCAGCUGCUGGGAUCGCGCAGAAGGUAAACGGAAACUUCACGACACACACCUUCCGGCGAGGGGGAGCACAGUUUCGCUUCAUGCUCGCUCCAGCUGAGGAGCGAUGGACACUGGCACGUGUUCGUUGGUGGGGAGGAUGGGCAAAGGGCGAACAUCGUGACACGCUCAUUCGGUAUCUACUGGAUGAGUUGUACAUGUACGAGGAAUCCCAUAUCGAUGCACUCCAGCCAACAGCGACAAUCACUGACCAGAGGAACGACACUGGCAAGGCAGUGAAGGCGGAGGCAGCCGCAGAUGUUGAGGACCUCUUCCGGAACAGCCUGUUGUCCAUCCAACAAGACAUCACAUCGAUGGUCGCGACAGCACUCAGCGCAUGGGCUGUCCCACCUCAGGUGAUGUCACAAGAUCCGAUUGGUCAUGUCCAUCCUUCUCUAUCGUACCCGGCAGCGUCAGUCUUGCCGCUCACGUUCCCACCUUCGCCUAUACACAACAUUGCAUCGGCACGAGGGCACUAUUGGCAGACUCCAGACCUCACCUCUCUGAGAGGCUCAGGACCGCAUCCAUCGCAUCGCCUACCCCCUAGUAACUCGGAACCUGUCAUUCCCGUCCAGCAGAGUCUCAGCCUCGCACCAUCUCCUCUCGUUCCCAGCUGGGCCUCGUCAUCAACGGGCAGUCCCUUUCAACUGCAUAGGUCACACUCGCUCCCUGUACUCAGUGGUAUCCAGCCGCUCACAAGUCUGCCGCCACCUGAUGCACGUGUGCUCAAUAUCCCCAUAUUGCGUGAUGGGAAACGAGACAAGGCAAAUGCGUGGAGAGACGUAAUCGAACUCUGGGAUGUUGGAAUUCCGUCCAUCAAUGUCAUGCCGCUGCGUGAAUGGCCGAGAGAAUGGCUUACAGGCGAGAACAAGACACGGUAUGCAGCAAAAUACCAGCAGCGAAAGGUUGUAGCAGAAGAGUUCAUUCAGCGGUUCGCCCGCGAUGAGCAUGCCUUCUUACAUGCAUACCCCGAGGCCGGGAAAGGGUCCACUGCACUACUUAAAGCAAUCAACGAAGCACGACGAACGCGUGGUGAUCGCAUCGAGCGCAGGAGCAAGAACGGCGACCCCGAUGAGCGACGACGCCAUUCAGUGACUGCAGAAUAG
Molecule: messenger RNA, 2247 nt
Organism: Rhodofomes roseus
Lineage: Eukaryota; Fungi; Basidiomycota; Agaricomycetes; Polyporales; Fomitopsidaceae
Exons: 8
Coding region: 1-2247 (748 amino acids)
Biological process (GO): DNA recombination; DNA integration
Molecular function (GO): DNA binding
Source: RefSeq, a predicted model, not a curated record